Molecule: messenger RNA, 1345 nt
Organism: Cajanus cajan (pigeon pea)
Lineage: Eukaryota; Viridiplantae; Streptophyta; Magnoliopsida; Fabales; Fabaceae
Gene: RFC2
Product: replication factor C 2
Biological process (GO): DNA-templated DNA replication; DNA repair
Cellular component (GO): nucleus; DNA replication factor C complex
Molecular function (GO): DNA binding; ATP binding; DNA clamp loader activity
Source: RefSeq, a predicted model, not a curated record
CACGCAUAGUUUUUUCCCUUGUUAAACCGGGACAAAUUCCCUCCAAGUUUGAAGUGAUCUACGCACACAGCACAUAGGGUUUUGGGGGUUUUCUCUUCUCUGCAUUCUGAAACCCUUCCCAUGUCGUCGUCGUCGUCAUCAAGUAGCGCCUACGACGUGCCAUGGGUGGAGAAGUACCGUCCCAACAGAGUCGCCGACAUUGUCGGCAACGAGGACGCCGUCUCCAGACUCCAAGUCAUCGCUCGCGACGGCAACAUGCCCAACCUCAUUCUCUCCGGUCCUCCCGGAACCGGGAAAACCACUAGCAUUCUCGCCCUCGCGCACGAGCUUCUCGGCCCAAAUUACAAGGAAGCCGUUCUCGAACUAAAUGCAUCGGAUGAUAGAGGAAUUGAUGUUGUGAGGAAUAAGAUCAAGAUGUUUGCUCAGAAGAAAGUGACACUACCUCCGGGGCGACACAAGGUGGUGAUACUUGAUGAAGCUGAUAGCAUGACCUCUGGGGCGCAGCAAGCAUUGAGAAGGACGAUGGAGAUAUUUUCUAACACUACUCGCUUCGCUCUUGCUUGCAAUACCUCCGCUAAGAUUAUUGAGCCCAUUCAGAGUAGAUGUGCCAUUGUGCGAUUUUCGCGAUUAUCUGAUCAAGAGAUACUUGGUCGCCUCAUGGUUGUGGUUCAAGCUGAGAAGGUUCCCUAUGUUCCUGAAGGACUUGAAGCCAUCAUUUUCACUGCUGAUGGUGAUAUGAGGCAGGCCUUGAAUAACUUGCAAGCAACAUUCAGUGGGUUCCAAUUUGUUAACCAAGCAAAUGUUUUCAAGGUUUGUGACCAGCCGCAUCCGCUGCAUGUGAAGAAUAUGGUUCGUAAUGUGAUUGAAGGGAAUUUUGAUGAAGCUUGUUCGGGCCUCAAGCAACUGUAUGACUUGGGAUAUUCCCCCACAGAUAUCAUCACGACACUUUUUCGUAUAAUAAAAAAUUACGAUAUGGCUGAGUACCUGAAGCUGGAAUUCAUGAAGGAAACUGGGUUUGCUCAUAUGAGAAUUUGUGAUGGAGUUGGUUCUUAUCUUCAGUUGUGUGGUCUAUUGGCUAAGCUUUCUGUUGUUCGUGAGACGGCUAAAGCUGUAUGAGUAGUUUUCCUGAGUACAGCUGAGAUAUGUCAUUAUUUUUUUCAAUAGUAAAAAUGUUCUGUUGAUGUAGCCUUAUACUCUUGAUGUCUCGAUGCUAACUGAUGCUCCAAUGCUUCGACUUCUAUAAAUAUGUUGCGUUUAGAGUGGGUCAAUAACUAUCUCUUCUGAAAAUGUUUUAUUUGUAUACUAUUUAGUUAUAGUUAUUAAUUAUGAUCGCAAUUUUAUAAUA